Entrophospora sp. SA101 is the source of this 780-nucleotide messenger RNA. Lineage: Eukaryota; Fungi; Glomeromycota; Glomeromycetes; Entrophosporales; Entrophosporaceae. The record is from the annotation of a GenBank genome assembly.
AUGUGUCAUGGCAGUUAUAAGAAAGUUGCAUUAUGGUUACUUGAAAGACUUAGCCAGGCAAUUCGAGCCAAUGAAGCAUUAGAUCCUAUGGAAGCAAUAUGGAUUUCUAACGCAAUGGUGGGUGGAAUUAUUUGGGCUCAAAAUGAUUGGAAAGGAUAUGGCCGGCAGUAUGAUGAAACUAGCUUAUAUCCCAGUAUUAUGCAAUCAGCAAUUACAUUUCCAAUUAGUAAAGGAAAAUUCCAAAUACUUAAAGAUUUUGUUAAAAAACAUGAAAAUGGUGAUUAUGCCAUAUAUGGAAUAUAUUGGGCAGAAGUUGAAUAUAAAAAAGAUAUGAAAGUAUUAUUCAGAUAUAAUAAAUGUAACAAAUAUACUCAUACUGAUUUAUCCUAUGCCAGAACAUUGGGACUUCAAGUUAAAUUAAUUCAGGAUAAUUUUCCAAAUUCGUUAGUAUAUGAAAAGGAAACAAGAAUUCCGGGAAAAAUUAUAUUUGGAGAAUAUCAUUGUGCCAAAGAAAUAAAUCUUACUAUGAUGUUAGUGAAGGCAAUGGUAGAUUUAUUCAAAAACCCGGAAGGAGAAAUUUUAGAUAGUAUAAUUCCAGUAGGAGAUAAACAUUGGACUUUACAAUUUUCAAACCCUGGAAAUUUAUUUAAAGAUCCUACAAAGCCACCAUCUAUUAAUUGUCUAGAAAAUGCUUCAAAAAUUUUAAAAACGCUCAAAUUUGAAAAAGAAAGCAAAUGCCAUGUUAAAAACGCUAAUCAAGUUACGUGGUACGAAUGUUAG